UGGAAGGUUUGUCAAGUUUACACUCGUAUCACGGACCGUCACGCGCUAAGAUGAUGUAGUUUUGGGGACUCAGUUCUCGAGGCCGUGUUUACACCUAAUACAUGUAGAUCUACAUGAACGGGGUGCCCACAACGGAUGGGAUCGGCCUAUCGCCCGACUCGGUCGCCUCAAAAGUUUGUUUGUUUUCAUUAUCAGGCAAUCGAGCCAGGCCGAUCCAGCCGUAGGGGGCGGGCACCCCGUGUAAGACAGACUAGAUCUUCGUGACCGGUUCCGGGUGGCCAAAAAAUUGCUAGCCACCCGAGGUCGCAGAUAUCCCCACUGGCCAUUAGCGUCAGGCUACUCGACCCCUGAUGCUAGCCACUCAAGAUCGGGCGAGCAGUAUAAUUUCACAUUUUUGGGCUCAGUUUGCAUAAUUUCAGAAUUACUUUUUUUAACAAAAAACUGCGGGGACAACUUUUUCUUCUUAACAAUCUUCCACAACAGCUGCCUUAUUAUUCAUUUUUAAUUUUUAUUUCAUCAUCAGAUGGACAGACAAUCAAAGAUUAAAGCUGCAUAUGAAGCCGUCAAAGGCGGAAUGCCAAUUCGGGCUGCCAGCAGGCAAUUUGCCGUCCCUAGGUCAACUCUGCAAGACAGACUUGCAAAACGCAUUCCUCUGGAGCAAAGACCAAAAACGGCGCUGACACCAGAGGAAGAAACCCAGUUCUCCCAGUGGGCCAUCAAUAUGGCGAGGGCUGGCUUUGGCCGAACAAGGAAGGACUUCCUCACCAACAUCCAGGGCUACCUGAACCAGCUCCAUGAACCGCAGCUGCGCUUCAAAAACAGCAACAAGCCAGGGAAGAGUUGGUAAGACAAUUAUUCUGUGACAUUAUCAUAUAUAAUGAAUGUGAUGGUGGACUUGACCCCAAGGGUUUUAAAAAUAUUAUUCCCCAGAUCUACAGUAUCUUGCUACUUUGCAACUUCAUUGGUGCAAGUUAAUACUCUCCUCCAAAAUUAAGGAUCGAUGUUGGUUGAAUCCUCCUUCCAUUUGUGAAGAUUAAAACUUAGCAUUUUGGUCACAUCUUCAAAAAUGUUUUAAAAUUGUCAGUUAGUUUUUGUUAGGUU
Messenger RNA from Aplysia californica (California sea hare), 1101 nucleotides. RefSeq lists its product as uncharacterized. Bases 524 to 847 code for a protein of 107 amino acids. Lineage: Eukaryota; Metazoa; Mollusca; Gastropoda; Aplysiida; Aplysiidae. The transcript has 2 exons. Gene Ontology annotation, molecular function: DNA binding. The record is from RefSeq and is a predicted model, not a curated record.